This is a messenger RNA of Exophiala mesophila, 2313 nucleotides long. RefSeq lists its product as hypothetical. Gene Ontology annotation, cellular component: plasma membrane. Gene Ontology annotation, biological process: ammonium transmembrane transport. Gene Ontology annotation, molecular function: ammonium channel activity. NCBI's taxonomy places the organism in Eukaryota, Fungi, Ascomycota, Eurotiomycetes, Chaetothyriales, Herpotrichiellaceae. The record is from RefSeq and is a predicted model, not a curated record. Bases 482 to 1828 code for a protein of 448 amino acids. The transcript is spliced from 4 exons.
GUCCACACAUGUUGAUGGUGGGUCUACAUAACCAUGGCCACCCUCGGGUCGUUGUGAUGACUCGAGUCUUCUUAUUUUCUUUUGCUCGACCAUCUCCAUCCCACUCGACUCCUUUCACUCUCUUGGCUUGUUGCCUCCCUUAAAGAGUCUCUGAUCCUCCUCUGGGUAGUCCGACCGCGUUCAGCAUCGACGCUGUACUGCUCGCCUCCAGUCCACUUCGUCCUCUGCACCACCCUCACCCUUUACGAUCCUUCUUGCAGCCACUCGCACCGCGAGUCACUAAGUCAACAUGUCCGACUCUACGGAUUCCCUUCCUUAUGUGCCACUGCUGCCAUAUGAAGGUACGUGUCAAACUCCUGUUCCGCUACCACGGACCAAGACCAAGACGCCAAGCUGAUCGUAGUCAGGUACCGAGGCGACUGGUGGAGACUCUCGUGUUGUGGAUCUCAACCUCUACUACAAUGCUGGUGACAUUGCCUGGAUGAUCACUGCAACAGCCCUGGUGCUGUUGAUGAUUCCCGGUGUUGGUUUCUUCUACUCAGGCCUCGCAAGACGCAAGUCCGCCCUGUCACUCAUUUGGCUCUCCAUUGCCGCUACCGGCCUCAUUUCCUUCCAAUGGUUUUUCUGGGGCUACUCCCUGGCAUUCUCUAAGACGGCCGGCAAAUUCAUCGGCAACCUGAGCAACAUUGGCUUCCGCAAUGUUCUCGGUGCUCCCUCGGUCGGAUCUUCCAAGAUCCCAGAUCUCAUGUUUGCCGUUUACCAGGGCAUGUUCGCCGCCAUCACCGUUGCCCUCGCCAUCGGUGCUGCCGCUGAGCGUGGCCGCGUUUUGCCCGCCAUGGUCUUCUCCUUCGUCUGGUCCACGAUUGUCUACGAUCCUAUUGCAUGCUGGACAUGGAACAGCUCUGGCUGGGCUUUCAACAUGGGUGGUCUCGAUUUUGCCGGUGGCACCCCAGUCCAUAUCGCCUCCGGCACGGCAGCUUUGGCAUAUUCUCUGAUGCUUGGAAAACGUCGUGGCCACGGUACACACGAGUUGAACUACCGUCCUCACAAUGUCACCCAUAUCGUCCUUGGAACGGUCUUUCUGUGGGUUGGAUGGUUUGGCUUCAAUGCUGGCAGCGCCCUUUCGGCCAAUCUCCGAGCGGUCAUGGCUGCUGUUGUGACCAACAUUGCUGCUAGCGUCGGUGGCAUGACCUGGUGUAUUCUCGACUACAGGCUCGAGCGCAAAUGGUCCACUGUUGGUUUCUGCAGUGGUGUCAUUUCCGGUUUGGUUGCCAUCACUCCUGGUUCCGGCUUCGUCCCAGCGUGGGCGGCUGUCAUCUUUGGAGUGGUCGGAGGCAUCGCCUGCAAUUAUGCCACCAAGCUCAAGUUUUUGCUUCACAUUGACGAUGCGCUCGACAUUUAUGCCAUCCACGGAGUUGGCGGAUUAGUGGGCGAUCUCCUGACCGGCUUGUUCGCCGCUGAUUACAUAGCUGCCCUUGAUGGCGCUACUGAGAUUGAUGGCGGUUGGAUCAACAGGCACUGGAUCCAGCUCGCAUAUCAGCUCGCAGAUGGCACCAGCGGUAUGGCUUAUUCUUUCGUCCUCAGCUGCAUCAUUCUUUUCGUCAUCAACUGGAUUCCUGGCCUACAUCUUCGAGCAUCCGAGCAAGAGGAAAUCUUGGGUAUGGAUGACAUUGAACACGGCGAGUAUGCUUAUGAUUACGUCGAGUUGACGCGUGAUGUCACCAAUGGAUUGGAACUCGAGGCUGCUAGCGGCACACCUGCUCGCGAAAGCCCCAGCUCUGACGAAGAUCCCAAAGAGAAGAUUGAACCCGCGGCGUCUUCGGCUUAAUUUUGGUAUACCCGCAUGAUCCGACAGGGACACCCGAUCAGCUUCGAUUAAAAAGUCAUGGUUGGAUUAUUUUCGAAGCAUGGUAGCUGGUUCUCCUGUUUCCUGAACUGACCGAUACCCCCUUUUCACCCAUAUACUUGAAUAAUACUCAAAUACAACCCCAGUCCACCUAGUUAAUGGCCUCACAAUCAAAGCAUGAUCCUGAUCCUGAAUUGGUUGCUAUGAAUUAUUGGGUUAUGAAUUAUCAUGGAUGUGAGGGUUACUUUAAUCACAAAAAUGCCAUUUUCGACAGGCAACCAACGUACGCAGUCCAUACUGUAAAUUUGAUCAUAAUAUUAUGAUGCCUGGCAAGACCAAUUGUACAUACUAUGUACCUAUGUACCUUUUUCGGUAACAGAUUCGUCACGUGGCAAUUCUGAUUCACGUGAUGAAGCAUUCAAGGCCAACCAGGUUCAUGUAUUCUAAUUUAUCUUCCCGUUCUCUCA